GCUAUGGUAAUUCACAGGCAUCUAAUUAAUUGACACAAAACAAAGAAAACUUGUCAACUACCGGCAUUCAGCAAUAAAUUUUAUGAUUGGGUGAAGUUAGACCCGAGUUCAAUGCCCAUCGAAUGUGCUACAUUUAUCAAAACGAUUUGUGUUUAGUGAUCCUAAAUUGAAACGGGCAUUUAUUUCGGCCAUCAUCGCACUGCUGUUGCCAUUAAAACAGCCGUUAAAAUCGUCCUAGAUGGAGUUUACAAUCUCACGGUCGCAGCCCUCUAAUCAACCAAUUUGUUUUACAAUUAGUGGUGAAGUACCAAUUCCUGUCUUUUUCUUCCUUUGGUAGUUAUCCUGUUCAUUCAAUUCCAGUCCCAGAACAAAUGUAAUCUAAGGUUUGUUUUGACGCAAACCACGCAAACCCCAUACCUACUUUUCUCCUCCAAUCGUUUUCAUGCUUUACCAUACAGCAACAUUUUUCGUUUGAAGGUAUAGCUAAAAAGCAAAUGUGAGGUGGGAAAUCUUCCAAACUGCUGAGGUGGGUUCCAUCUGCACAGUUUCGGACACAAGCAUAUGUUCCGAAACCACCCCCCCCCCCCCCCUCACCGUUUCUUUUUAACGAAUCCUAUUCUUUGAGGCAUCAUAACCCUCUAAUGACAUAAUUUUUUGAUAUGCUAAUAUUCACGAAGCUCAAUGACACUACCAACUACGUAUACUGCAUUGCGUUUUCUGCUUUGUGCAUUUUUUACAUUUGGCAUUUACAUAUAAAAAUAAACGUUUGGAACAUAGGAAAUUAAAAAACAUUGAAGAAAGUAACUACGUUUCAAGGUGAAUAGCUCUCUGUUAUGAGAAUAGUGUCAAAGGUAGAUAUAUUCUAGAUUUACAAUUUUGAAGCUUUUUCAGUAUAGAAAUUAGCGAGGUUCUUUUGCAUGAAUGGCAACGUUUUUCAUAUCAAAAUUUCAUAAUAAGAGAGACCCUUUAAGUGUAUGCAAUCUUUUUUCAGGUGCUGGCAAUUUUAUACUGAUCUUUUUACUGUUGUUUCUAUGCAAUUCCAGCUCGUGAAACCAGUGGCGGAAAUUCCUUUUACAGGAGGGGGAAGGCAAAACCCAACAAACAAAUUUGUCGACAAAUAACAACAUUUACUGAAAAAACUGCAUUAAACUGUGUUUUAACCGACAGUUUAGCAAAAGCUGGGGGCACUUUGCAUAGAACUGAUGGUUGCUGGUAGCCUUAAAUGAAUAGAAUGAUGGCCCUCAUUACCACUGUUUGUUUCGAUUUUUGCGGAUGUGGCCACUCUAGCUACAUACUAUUAAAUAAUUUACAUGCUUAGUGAAAAGCAGAAAUACUUAAUUUAAAUUUGCAAUCGUAUGAAAACAGGUUCCAGUGUAAAAACAGAAGGAAACGUUGUAUGAUAGCCUUAUGAUACAGGCUACAUUGCUACUCUCUUCAAAUAGAAGGGAAAAUCUGUUUGGGGAUGUUCUAGGUAUUCACCUGUGCUACUGUUUGUCAAAAAGUAGAGCCACAAAAUAUUAUGUUUGUUUAUGCCUGAGACAUGUAUAACAAAUUGUGAGUUAGUAUAACAAGGAGAUUAAAAGUUUCAUUGCUAAUCGGAUGAAUCUUUUUUGCUGCAAGGAAAACUGUGAGCUUCUUUUAUUAGCUUUUAUCACAUAUUUGUUCAGCUUUCUUAUGUUUCACUGGAAAUGUUAAUGGGAAAAAUUUGCCUUUGUUUGCCUACUCGAGACUGUUUGCUUUGCUUUCUAAAAGAUACAUUUGAAGUCAACUAAAAUUAGAAGGAUAAACUUAAAAGAGGAUUUUGAAUGGGUUUGCUCAACAAAACCAGUAGUUUGUUAGUUUUAAAGAUAUCUAACUUUUAUAACAUGCAACAAAAAUAUCAUGUUACCCAUGAAGACCCACGAUUUCUUUUGCAAGAAAACAAACAUCACAGUUGCUGACGACAAUUUCUUUUAGACUGCACCUGGCUUUAGCUGCUAAGAAAUUAUUGAAAUAACUUGUUGAAUAUUCUUGAAUGCAACCAAAUAUUGUAUUAAUGUAGAAAAUGGCUUUCCACGCUUCUUGUCUUGCUUAGAGGUGGUUUAGGAUGAAGAAAGUAAUUUUUAAUGGGAUCAUUUUGCGAUCUUGGCUUAUUAUUAUUGCUUUGUUUGCGGUACGAAACCAAUUUAGAUAUUGAAUAAACGCAAGUUCUUUUAUAGUCAAAAGGCGUGUUAUUCAUAUUAAAAAAGAAUCGUGUGUUUUGGGGUUUCGUAAAUCUUACUUGAAGAUUGUUAAUAUUUCUAGUCAGGUGCGCCAACCCUGGAGGGGCUGCAGGGGCAGCUGCCCCUACUGUCCUCUUUCAGGAGGGCCAGUGGGGGCAAGCAGUGCCCUUCUAUUAAAGAAUUGUAGAACCCUUUGAAUAAUUGCUAAAUAGUUUAGUCCCUCUCAUUAUGUGUGUUAAUUUCCAUUAGAAAUAUAAAAAAAAUAGAAAAAUCCCUCUUUUUUGCAAUCGAUUUUUCAUAACAAAAUAUUAUUUUAAGAAGAAGAUAAUAAACUGAAAAAGCCAACGGCAUAAAAUACUGACUUUUGUGCACAUAAUCAAGGUAUUCAUUUUCAAUUUCAUGUAAUUAUUAUUUUCCCUUUUACACUCUCUAUGAUUCUGCAACCAUGCAAUAUUGAAACUGAGCGGAGUUUUACGACCAGCCCAGUUAUAAAUGCCAUGGUUUUCGCACAACCAAGAUUUCCGAAUAAUGACAAGACCCACUUGCAUGGAGAAUUUCGUCAACAUUAUGCAUAUGUUUAGAGCCUUUAGUUACAAAUUACCCAGCUCUAUGGGUAGAACAGAUCCAUGUUAAUGUCUUCAAAGGAAACAACUUUAUUUGCUUUACCUUUUGAACGUUCAUUUUCUUAUUACUUUGUUUCUGUUUAGCCUACAAAGCAGGCUAUUCUGACGUCACACUCGUGUAAAUGGCUUUUUUAUGAGCAAUGGUUUAGUGUCUAGCUCAGCUUUAAGUAUACGGUUGAAAAACUGGACGACAUUUUGGCUAUAAAACAUGACAUUUUUGCUAAAAAGCAUGACGUUCUGGCUAUAAUGAUUACUAUGACGUGUCUUAAAUCUCUUUUUCAAGAAGUCACUAAUCUCACUAUUUUGAUAAUUUGAUAUUUAACUCUAUUUCAUCUUCUUUGUUUUGCCAAUUGAAUCAACUUUCUUCUUUCAAUGAUUAGAACGGAAAAACUUUUAAUCCACAACAUCUCGUUAUAUUUUGAGAGCCAUUAAUAGAAUUUAAAGUUAAGUCAUUAACAAACAAAUGCAUAUGUAAAGUGCGGUAGAAUCAUAGCCUGAGUUCCAGACCCCUAACUACAGUACAUAAUCAGAGCCGUUGGAAACGGGGUAGGUUGCAUAGGAUGGCUGCAAAUGAUUGUUUAUUAUUUCCUUUAUAACAGCGUACUGAGCAGGAAGCACCCCUCUCCCCCAGAUAAUAAAUUUCCUUCCGACUGUAUUGUGUACAGAAUCUGCUUCUAAAGACUUUCUUAUUGUGGUAAUAUGCAUACCCAUGUAGACCAGGGGCAGUUGUCCUUUCAGAUGGAUAUUUCAGCAUGUUCUUUUGUAAGAUUCUACUUUGUGGGAUUGCUUAUCAGUGGCAGAGGGAAUAGGGGGACUAGGGAAUGGGGGACUAGCCCCCCAUUUUUUCAGGAAGUUGACCCUUGAGAUUCUUGCAAACCUGAUGAGAAAACUUUAGGGGGGGGGGUUAGUACGUUAUCUAGAUCGUCAUAUUUAAAUGACAUUUCUUGGGAGACAAGAGGUGUUUCAAACAGGGAAAAAAGCGACGAGGUCCAAAGGGCGUGGUUCCUGCCACACCUUUUGUCCCCCGACUUAUCCCAGACUGGAGCUGCCACUGAUUGCUUUAACUCUGUUGCAAGCUAUUUUAAAUGGAUAAGACGCGAAUGACCUUUUUCUUUCAUUAACGCCCUUGCUGUCCUUAAAAAAAGAUUGUUAUGUGUCUUAAAGUCCCAUCUCUUUCGAUUGGGCCAAAUAAGCCUAAUUUCUUGUUUGGAAGACCUCGUGUUACCCAAAGAUUUCUUUUUUGUAGCUUAAUUUGCCGAAUAUUAUCAACAAAAUUUCUUCUAUUUAUUUUCAAUUAUGAUACCUGCAAUAUUUGCUUCACAUUCUAAUGGGAAAAUCAGUUUCAGCAGCAAAGCAAAGCCUUUUUAUAAGAAUACUGAUUAAAAUAAAGCGAAAUCUUUGGCUUCCACGGUUUUUUCACUGCUUCAAUAUCUUUGUUCAAACAUUACACGAAUUAGGUGGUUGAAUUUGGGAAAAGCUGGUUGUUCUGUCAGCUUUUUUUUCAAAAACAUAAUGCAUUAGGCCCUCUGUCCCAAGUUUCUAUUCAAUAAUAGCAAGCAACAAGUAUUUUUGCUGGAAAGUCUGUGACUGCAAAUGAUAAGCUGGACUUUUUCAGUCGAGGGGCAAAUCACUUCAAGAAAAUCUCGUACACCUUUUGUGAAAAUCCUAUUGUUUUAACUGAAAAUCCCCAGAAAUUCUUUUGUUUUAGAGAAAAUCUCGUACGCUAUUUGCAAGAGUGAAUUGCCCCUCGUUUUCAGUUACUUGAGAAUGAAUAUGUGUCAAAUUGGGACAAAAUAGGUUAAAAUUAGCAAACAGAAAUAAAUGUAUUACCCUCCCCCCCUUACAAGCCAUUUUCAAAUCAAUACAUCACUAUUUUUGCAAUAACCUUUGCUUUUCAAGGAAUAAUUUGGAAAGUUGACUUAACUAGGGUAAAAAGAUAUAACAUGGUUAGUUAAGACUCCUAAAAACGUUAUAAAUGCCUUUUGAUUACUUUGUGUGCAAUCAAACUCAAUUCGCUUCCAUAGUUCAUAUGUACCUACAGAAGAAACAGAGGGUAAAUGCAUUUUGUGUCAAAAAACCCUUGAAUGAGUUGUUUCUAGGAACAAAGUUUCAACAUUCCUGACGUCAGAGCGAAUUCAACAUUGGUUAAGCAAAAUAUUUGGUAUUAUUGGUUAAGCAAUAUAUUUGACUUGACUGUUUGAAGCCAACUGAAGAAUUUGCCACAAUAUUCUGUUGUCAGUUAUUAUCGUGGACUUAAAAAUAUAUUAUGUGCAAGAGUAUCCAUUUGUUGAAGGCCACAAAGAAUUUGAUAAAAGCGUCAUGUGUCAUUUUGAGUGCCUGAUUAUUUUAAACCUUAUCGAAGAUAUUUCUUUUUUUCAAGUUACAUUAGUUUAAUGAUAUCUUGCACGCCUUUUUAUAAAAACAGCCCUCAAAACUAACAAAAAACUGAGAUUUGCCCAAAAAAUAAGAAUAACAUAAGAAACAAGGCAGGUUGAAAUUCAACAAAACUCAAGAAAUAACUUACCAGCAAAAAUUGGAAAAUGAAAAAACAGCAACAGAAAAACAGAAAGCGAUAAGCAAAAUAGCAUUAAUUACUUUAUCAAGCACGUGUCAUGUCCGGGCACUACCAUGCACAGGAAAUUCCAUUGCAAGAAUAAGAAACAUGCGAGGCUAACAAUAUUCGAGAAAUUAAGAUACGCCAUGCUGAAACUGGAGGCAAGUGUCCUUUUAAAAAAAACUUGUUUCAAAUUGAAAAUUUGGAUGACUUGGAUUGCAGUUAAGGUAGCAAAAAUCCAAAUCAUAUCACGCGAUCCGCACAUUUUAAAAGCUCUAUGAUAUACUGAGUAUUCUGGGACUGAACGGCCUAAAUUAUACAGCGCCGAAAGAACGAGAAUCGGACGGUGUGGCUAGAGACCUUUCCUUGUAUUUUGUCUUGUGUAUCAAUUGAAUGAAAAUUCUUUAGAAUUUCUGUAAUUUGUAUUUUUUCUACUCCAAGAACAGCUUGCAAGUUUCAUUAGGUCAGGAGCCACCCCGGAGCGGUGACAUCUUUAGCUCCAAUGUUUAGAAAACGUUGCUUUACCAUCCAUAGGGCAAUUGUUUUGUUUGAACUUGCCUGAAACAUUAUAAACAAGUUCCUUUUUCAAAUUUUUCUUUCCGCUUUGCAAUACCCCCUUCGUGACUCUCCUUUCAAAGAUUUUAUUGAAGAUUCCUCUUCUUUCCCUGCCCCCUUCUUUUUCUUCAGUGUCUUGGUUUCCCUGUUUUUUUUAUCCUUGCCGAUCAUUGCAUCAAAUAGGCCUAAGAGACAGGGGCUUUGAGGGGCUGCAGACUCCUAGUCAGGCGGAAUUUAUUGCAUUCAAAGCUCUAUUCGAGCAACUGUAUCUCAAUGAAGCAGUAAUAUUCGAGCAAGAUCCACACUAAGCCCCCUUUACGUUCACCAUCCGCUACGCUCAUGGACCUCACUACUCUGUCUAUCACCGACCCACUCUUGUCACUUGGGCUCACUGAGGCUCUGAAUUGUAUUGUUGAAAUUACCUCUGGUUUUCUAUAUAUUAGGAAUGCUAUUUGUGAAGUCAAUUUCUGAAGAAAGGCUUCAUAGAGCAUUAUUUAAAGCAAAUCAGGAACGGGGUCAAAAAAUUAUAAGAUGUUGCUCUGGAGGGAGAGCACAGAGUCUUAGAUGAGUGAGCCCCUUGUUGAUGCCAGAAGGUUUCUACUUCUAUAGAAAACUUUUUCUAAGAGCCCCGCUACCCCAAGCUUUAAUUCCCUUUCACUACUCAAAAAACAAUAUUAAUCAAGAAGAAAUAAUGAAAAUGUGAGAUUUUUUGGCUAAGUUAGCUUGAACACUUUUGCAACGCAGGGGCUCUAUCACCAUAAAUGACGGCUGAAAUGCUUUUAUUUUUGUAAUAUUUCUUUUAUUGAAAAGGUAUCUAGGCCAAGAUAACCUCUAACUUAGUAAAACAACAACAAAAUAACAUUAAUAAUAAUUAUAAUUAUAAAUUAUAAUACUGUCGGAGAUUGUUUGAGGGUCAGAGCCAGUGGCCGUCGCAUCCAACCACUCGACAUGUUGACCCCACGUGAUAUCCUGUGCCCUAAUGCCUACGCUGUGACCACACGACCCUACUUCCUGAUGCAAUAUGCAGGGACGCAUUGAAACCAAUCCCCAGAAACUUUGACAAACGCGACUUUCUUUUAUUUGUAGUAUAUUGUACACAACUGUUGAUAUUUACACUUCCACGCUAGGAGCAAAGAGAACGAUCGUUGGUCCAUGGACUAAAUUUGCUGUAGGAAUUCACUCGAUGUUGUCGGGUCUAAAGAUGAAUGGUCAAGGUUCUGCUGUAUUUCUGCUCUUGCUGUGGGUCUCUGCGUCGCAGAUAGCACUGCUAAAAGCAGUUUGUGCAGACAAAUUUCGCAUUUGUGUAACAACAAAAUCUUCAAGAGUAUAUCAAAAUCAAAAGUCAUACGAGAGCCCGGAAUUUCCAGAUCUGCAACUUUUGUUCAACAACGAUUUUAAAGCUGACAAUGUAUCGUAUGAGGACAUCAGGCAGCUGGAAUUUAAUGCUGCAAAUAUUGAUACUAUUGACCCCGAUGAACUUGGCAAAAUGGUAAACUUACAUGAGCUGUACAUAAAAGAUUGUAAAAAAAUCAAAAAGAUACCUCCAAAUGCAUUCAGAAAAAACAAACAACUUUAUAUAAUAAGCAUCAUAAACUGCAAUAUAGAAGAAAUAUCAAAGAGUGCUUUUGAUGGAGCGUUUGAAAAUGGUCUUUUAAAUGGAGCGCUAUAUUUGCAAAACAACAAGUUGAAAUCGUUUCCAAGAUUUUCAACUCACGUUCCAGGACUGAAAUCAUUACACUUAGACGGGAAUUACAUUACGGAGUUGAGCAGAGGCACCCUGAAAAACCUAUCUCAGCUAUACAUUCUGUCUAUGAAAAGCACUUCUCUUCAGUACAUCGGUGAUAAAACGUUUAGCGGAGAAAAUAAACUCGCAUUGUUCGAUGCAUCUGGAUCCGAAGAUUUGGAGCAUAUAAGCAAGAACGCCUUCGAAGGGGCCUCUGCACUGAUAACCUUAGGAUUGAACAACACAAAAAUUUCCGAAGUCCCUAGCAUUGGUCUAAGUAAUCUCGCUGAACUGCACCUAAAUGGUGUAACGUCGAUAAACAGUGUCUCAGAUGAAGUCAUUAACCUACCGAAACUUACAAAAGUUUACGUGGAUGAGCAGAGGCGGUUUCUUUGCUGUGCGUUCCUGCAUAGACGCGGUGAGACGCUGCGGUCUACAAAAAUACGAACUAACCGCACUAGAAAUUGUGCAACGAAUGCACCGAUUACAACAGCAGCAACGUCAACAAAAAGAACGGAUGGAGGCAAAUCGACGACGCUACGACCUACAGGCUCUACAACUACGGACCAUUUCGGUGGUGGUUUUGGUAGACGAAGAAGAGCACUGCUAUGGUUUGGUGACUGGGUGCCAUCGAACAAAACUGGCACGGAUCCUCUCAAAACAAGCCAUCCUUUCUUUACGGACAUGAAUAUAGGAACCCAUACCGUGGAGGAACGCACAGCUUUUUUUGAGUGUUUUAACCAAACGAAUUCGACGUACACAGAAAGCCAACGCCUCGAGCAGGUAACAUGCUAUCCUGAGCCUGAUGCAUUGCGUCCCUGUGUUGACAUAAUGGGCAACAGCUUUCUAACUGCGCUUUCAUUUAUCGUGUCAUUCAUUGCUGUCAUUAGCAACAGUGCCGUUUUCAGCAUUCUCAUCAUGAGUAGGAGGCAGUUCACCGUCACUAAGUACUUGAUCAUCAACCUUGCUUUCGCAGACUUAUGCUUAAGUUUGUACUUAUUCAUUCUCACAUGUGCAUCUAUUGAUACCACGGGCAAGUACUACAACUCCGUGUUCAGUUGGCAGUAUGAAGGGGGCUGUGACAUUGUCGGCUUUUUGGCUGUGUUUUCGAGUGAGCUUUCAAUGCUGAUAUUGACAGUAAUAACCAUAGAGAGAUAUCUAGCGAUUGUUUACGCAGUCUAUUUGCAGAAAAGGCUUAGUUUUCGUCAAGCUACAAUCCUGACCUCUGCCAGUUGGUUCAUUGCUGUGCUGAUUGCCUUGCUGCCUUUAGCCGGCAUUAACAGUUACAGGGAAGUUGCCAUAUGCUUGCCGUUCAACAUUGCCAACACAUCAGAUAUUGCCUAUCUUGCAUUCGUGUUUGGUUUCAACACACUGCUAUUCAUAGUGAUUGUAGGCUGCUAUCUAAAGAUCUACUGGGAGGUCGCGGGCCCGCGCUCAAGCGGACGCCCGCCAAAUCAAGGCAACGAUUCUUCAGUCGCAAAACGUAUUGCCUUGCUCGUGUUCACGGACUUUGCUUGCUGGCUUCCGAUCGCAAUCGUUGGAAUGAUAGCAGCGGCAGGCCAAAGCGCCAGUAUAAACAUGACAGUAGAGAAGAGCAAGUAUCUUCUUGUUAUAUUUUUCCCUAUCAAUAGUUUAUGCAAUCCAUUCUUAUACGCUCUUUCGACGCGAACGUUCCGACGGGAAUUUCUUAAUGUUCUCGUACAGUGCGGAUUUUGCCAAGAUCGUUUGCACAAGUACCAUACAAACACAUUCACUGGGCAUAGCAUUAAAGGUAAAUUGGAUCUGAAAGGUCGCCGUGCCACCGAAACCAUCAAUCUAUCGACUCUUACAUCAGUAAAUGGAAGCUCCACCGUAAAGGUAGGAACGCCGGUGUUAAACAGUACCAUGAAAGAUGCACCAGCUUCCAAUUGUGAAUCACAAAGGGAAAAGACAUAUUCUCCGUCACAAGAUCUGCUGAUUGUGCCAACGACCGCUAGUUCAACCCCGGACAACAAUAAUGGUUCAACCGAAAGCCAAUCAUAUACUGGUACAGACAGCAAUAACAAGAAUGCCCAAAAGUCAGAUUCAGUCUUUACAGAAAAUCUUCUUGAAAAACCAGAUAAUCAUCGAAGAACUGAAUCUACAAUACAACUGGCGAAUACAGCAGAAGAAUUUGAUUCCGCCAUCGAAACUGACAUUGCUUUUUAGCUUUGGAAGAAAGAUGUGCCAGUCGUGUACCACUUACUUUCGUGCUCCAGCUCAGAAUGUCUGGCUCUGGAUUUAACUAUCAGCCAUUGCGAAUUAAUCAGAAUCGCGAACUUCUGACAUAAGUGGAAUAUGGAGAUUUAAUGAUCAGACAAUCGUCUAUUUAUUAUAAUAGCAUAUAUUGAUCGGAAAUUGUUGAUAGCUGUAAUAUGUCACAAGCUUGGAAUAAGUCACAACCUGUUCUAAUCAUAUCAAAAUACCUGAUUGAUAACUUCUUUCGUCAGACUUUAGAGAUAAAUUACGAAACAGUGAACCUAACAGAGAGUUACUUUUCAUAAAACCAACAUUGAUAUUUUAGUGACAAUUUGACCCAUUAGUUGAUCUUUGGAAUUGCUUUUCGCCAAGAGAGUGCACCGCCGCUCCAACAAAUACAGAAAUAUAUUUUCAUUCCUUCAACGUUGCUACAAGGAUUUGUUUACACAUACCUAAAGACAAGGGGAAGCGGAUGCAAAUUUGCCCUUUAAAGUACAAAGAAAACAGGCACAUUUGGUAAAUAUUUGAUGCCCUGUUAAGUCACCCCACCCCCCCCCCUCCCUCUGGUAUUUUCUUGUCUCUUCUUGUAUCAGUGGAAAUAGCUGUGUUAAACUGCUAGUUACAUUCCAUAUGACUAUUUAUUUUGUUUCGUAUUAGUAGAGCAUACGAAUUCUAUGUUCUAGCUACCAAACUAUAAAUUAUCAAGGGUAUUCUAUAUAGUUCAAGCCAUGUUGAGGAUUCUUUCAACCCUGUCUCCAAAGGGACUGUUGAUUCAAGCAAGGUUCCUGGGUCCCCUCAUUUUGAGGCAUUGAUACAUAUACUUGAGUACUGCCUGAUGUUCGAAUAAAACGUUAUAUUUUUAUAUCACUUUAGUUAAAAAACAAUAAUGAUGUUGUUAAGUAAGUGAUUUGAAGUAUAUAUAUAUCAAUAACAAUUGAUAAUAUUGAUAGAUAUCAAUGGCUUCAAAUAGCGAUUUCCUUUAAUUAGCCCUAGAAAUAAAAUAAUUGUAUAUAUGCUUUAUCCUAUGUCGUCUCAAAGAGCACACAGAACUUGGUUGUAUUAUUGAUGUAAAGGUUUUGGAGCAACAUUUGAUUUGGCCGGCAAUACAAUGUAGAUACAUAGUUGAAAUGAAAGUAAUGCAGCUCUUUAUGGAUUAUUCAGUCUCUGAGAGAAAAAUUAACGCAAUAGACACCACUUGCCACGCUUAGUUAACAAACCAUGCUUAGUUAAAGUAUCAGGUUGAUAAGAUUUUUCGCUAGCUUAACUCUCAUCAUCCACCACUAAUCAUAAUAUUCAUAAAUGUAGGUAGAGAAAAUUCAUGUGUAAUUAGAAAAAUUACCCUCAUUGAUCUAAUUAUUUGUAUAUAACCAACAGAACUAUGAUUUUAAAAAAUUGAAUUGUACAUAAAAUCAAACAGUAUGAAAUUAUGUUAUUGCGAAAUUACAAAAGUCUGUUUUUUUGCACCUGCUUUUUCAAGAAGGUUGAAUUAAGAUCCGCAAAGUGGCUCUAGCUAGUCUGGAGCAAAGGAGGCCUAAUCCUGACAAUUUUAAGGAUGUAUUGCAGGUAACGAUAUUUUUUUUGUAUUUAAAUGACAAUGAAAGAAAAAGCAAAUAAUAUACUUGUAUUUAUUCCAAGUAAAGUUUCGCAAAAUGCAAUUACUUUUGAAACGGAAGUUUUUCUUGCCUAAGCUCCUAAAACACGUUCACAGAAAGUUCUCCAAGAAAUUGAUAAUACGGAUUGUUACUACACGGUUUUUCGCAGUUCCUUGACAAGCACAAACAUUUCAAACCUGCCAAUAACAGUGAGAGAACAUAAGAGUGACAAAGUUGUAACAUCAUAAGAAUAUAUUUUUAAGAAUAUUUUCGAUCACAUAAGCAAAAAGGAGAAGAUUUGAUGACUGUAAAUUUGCAAAAUCGGUUUCAUGAAUUUUCUGAGAUGUGGUCAGUAGAAGAACAAGAGUUUUCUAGGUGAACUUCUGUUGUUUUGACGAGGUUCAUAGGUUUGAGAACCAGGGCCAAAUUUCUGUGAUUUGAUGGGGAUAAGCCUUUCAGGUUAUGGGAACCAAAAAAAUCAAAAACAGUUUGCUAGGAUGUCAUCACGCUGCCGUUUAAUUAAGAAACUUCUUGUCUUGAAAGAGCUUUUCGCCUUGGCCUUUGCCCCCUCUAAUUCUGUAAUCCAGAAGACUGAUGCAAUGAUUUUUAAUGACGCCGUAACUGAGUUUCCAAGUCUAUAUUUUGAGUUUAUAUUAUAAAGUAAAUUGAUGAAAAAGGAAUUUUUAUUAACCAUAUGCUAAUGGAAAAUCCACUCUUUAACGGUCUACCUUCAAAAAGGCACAAUGAGUUCAAGGGUUUGUCAAUUAAAAACCUU
Molecule: messenger RNA, 12240 nt
Organism: Rhopilema esculentum
Lineage: Eukaryota; Metazoa; Cnidaria; Scyphozoa; Rhizostomeae; Rhizostomatidae
Source: RefSeq, a predicted model, not a curated record